This is a messenger RNA of Jaculus jaculus (lesser Egyptian jerboa), 4232 nucleotides long. RefSeq names its product zinc finger protein 623 (gene Znf623). Gene Ontology annotation, cellular component: nucleus. Gene Ontology annotation, molecular function: RNA polymerase II transcription regulatory region sequence-specific DNA binding; DNA-binding transcription factor activity, RNA polymerase II-specific. Gene Ontology annotation, biological process: regulation of transcription by RNA polymerase II. The transcript is spliced from 2 exons. The record is from RefSeq and is a predicted model, not a curated record. NCBI's taxonomy places the organism in Eukaryota, Metazoa, Chordata, Mammalia, Rodentia, Dipodidae. Bases 748 to 2247 code for a protein of 499 amino acids.
GUCCUCCGCUGCGACCAGGCCACGCCCACGGGUCCCGCGGGCCGCGCGCUCACCUUUUCCCCGCGUUCCGGAUUCGGUCACUCGCCUGCGCCUCAGCGGGUGACAGACUGUCUCCGCUGCCACUUAGCAGUAAGGAACUGGCUCGGACUGCGGGCUCGGGAGAGUGCGAGGGUGCCUAGCGUCCGAGGCGGCCUUGUCGUCCUGCGGCGCCCACCGCUUUCCUUUGGUGCUUUGCAGACUAAGGAGCCGCACGCCUCCUGGUGGCGGGCCAGCAUCCAUCACGGAUGCCUGGGCAUCGGGCUGCCCAGUCCGGACUUAACUUGUGGCUCUCAAUCAAGAGGUCAUAGGAUGCCAGGCGUGGUGGCACACGGCUUUAAUCCCAGCACUCGGGAAAACAGGCCGUGUUUUGGCUUGGAAGAGGGCGAGGGCGGCUGAGGACAGAGUGGCAGGGGUGGGGACCCCUGUGGUGAAGAACUGGCAACCACUCAGUCCCUCACCAUAGAGUUUCUGAAAGAAACACCAAAAAUGUACAGUGCUUGUGCCAGGGGCAGCGCCAGGUUGGGCAUGACAUCUGACCUGUUCAGAGCAGUGCCUGGAUCCUGCUGUCCGUCUAGUGAGCACCAGGGAUGGCGUAGGCAGACCAGCGUACUGCUCCACCUGAGCUGAGUGAUGAGGUUCUUCUGUGGGAGCUGGUGACAAGAAAAUAACUCCAAAGCUUGAAUUUCUGAGCAUGAAAACUCAUAUAAGAUGAUGUCAGAAAAAUUCACAGUGAUGGAACCUCCCACCCCUGAGACUGGGGAAUUUCAUGAAGACAGAUUAGUGCAGCUACUGGGGAACCCAGAAAGGCAGAGCUUGGAGAGUCCCCCUUCUCAGGGAGACAGCUUGAAGCAGGUGACAGUGACCCACUGGAAAAUCCAAACAGGAGAAACAGCCCAGGUGUGUAGUAAGUCAGGAAGAAACCCUAUUCUGAACUCAAAUCUUCUUAUUCUUCAAAGAGAGCUUAUUGAAGGGGAGGCCCAUCCUUGUGGUAUUUGUGGCAAAAGCUUCCCAUUUAAUUCAGAUUUAGUUACACAUCAGAUAUCUCACACAGGAGAAAAGCCUUAUAAAUGUGAGCACUGUGGGAAAGGCUUCAGUCAGACCUCACUCCUCACGGAGCAUCAGAGAGUCCACACUGAGGAGAGAUUGUGUGUGUGUAAUGUGUGUGGGAAAGACUUUAUUCACUCUGCAAAUCUGGUGGAGCAUCAGCAAGUACAUACAGGAGAGAAGCCGUUCAAAUGUGCACAGUGUGGAAAAGCAUUUUGUCAUAGCUCAGACCUGCUUCGGCACCAGAGGGUUCAUACCAGAGAGAGGCCUUUUGAAUGCAAAGAGUGUGGGAAAGGCUUCAGUCAGAGUUCCUUACUCAUUCGCCAUCAGAGAAUCCACACAGGAGAAAGACCCUAUGAGUGUAACGAGUGUGGAAAGUCCUUUAUUCGUAGCUCAAGCCUUAUUCGGCAUUUCCAGAUCCACACAGAGGUAAAGCAGUAUGAAUGCAGAGAUUGUGGGAAGGCCUUCCGUCACCGCUCAGACCUCAUUGAACACCAGAGAAUUCACACUGGAGAGAGGCCCUUUGAGUGUCAUGAGUGUGGGAAGGCCUUUAUUCGAAGCUCAAAGCUUAUUCAGCAUCAGAGAAUUCAUACUGGGGAAAGACCCUAUGUAUGUAAUGAGUGUGGGAAACGUUUUAGCCAGACAUCCAACUUUACUCAGCAUCAGAGAAUCCACACUGGGGAGAAACUCUAUGAAUGUAAUGAGUGUGGGAAAGCCUUCUUUCUGAGUUCAUACCUUAUCCGACACCAGAAAAUCCACACUGGUGAACGGGUGUAUGAAUGUAAAGAGUGUGGAAAGGCUUUUCUACAGAAAGCCCACCUCACUGAGCAUCAGAAGAUCCACACUGGGGACAGACCCUUUGAAUGCAAAGACUGUGGGAAAGCCUUCAUCCAGAGUUCCAAGCUGCUGCUGCACCAGAUUGUGCACACUGGAGAGAAGCCCUACGUUUGCAGUUACUGUGGAAAAGGCUUUAUACAGAGGUCGAACUUCCUUCAGCACCAGAAGAUGCACACUGAAGAGAAGCUUUAUGAGUACAGUCAGCGUGGGAAGGGCCUAACCUCACCCCCAGACCUUGUCCACCAGGAAGGCCUUUCCCUGGAUGAGCCCCCCAUGCAUUUAAGUGAGAGGUCCACAGGUCAGGGAGGUCCUCCAGAUAACUUAUGAAAGAGAUACUCUCCAAGUCAGUGUGGUGCUUGGAAAUGGAGGGAUUUGGGAUACAUAUGGCCUCUUAAGAUGUGCAUGUGUCAGAGCUUCUUAAGUGGGCUGCUCUCUGCCACCAUGGCAAGGAAGUCAGUGAGUCUGGAGAGCUGACUUUGAGCUGGAACAUUGGAGGGUCCUUACAAAGAAAUUCUAAGUUUUAUUCACAAAACACACCCUUUCAUGACAAGCAUAGCUGUAUUUAUUAUUACUUAAGAUGCCUAUCUGAAAGGUUGCAAAGGAUUCCACUUUCUCAUGGAAAGCCACAAACUAGUCCUUAGGGCUGAACCCCUAGCCCCAGGCCCACAGCCACACAUCAAUGUGUACCGCUGUCUCCAUGAUUCAAGCUGUUCCUGUCCCUGUUUGCCCCUGUUCUUUAAAGUUAUUACCUCCUUUCAACCAGCUCGAUGAAUUAUGUGGAGCUUCUCAGGCAUCACGUACCAAGACACCCUUCCCUUACACUGAAUUCAGUUGGCAUCUUUGUGCCUCUGCUCUGUACUCCCGCCUACUGAACUUUGAAAUUCCAGAAUUAUGACUCUCAUUGUGAUCAUAUCUCAUUGAUUUGUUUGUCCCAUUGUCUACACAAGACAAAAAAAAUGAACCCAAGUCCAUGUAAUUGACAUUUUUCCCUUAUUAUUUAUUUGAAACAAGUUUUGAGACUCUGGCCCAGGCUGGCCUUGAACUUUAAGCCUUGCUUCAGCUUCCUAAGUACUGGGAUUAUAAGUGUGUCAUCACACCUGGUUUUGGCCUCUUUCUUACUUUGGACUUUAUGUAUUGCUGUUUUAACUUUUGUGAUUUUGUUUUUCUUUUGGGGCUUUGCGUCCAAUGGCUCUUAUUCUAUUGUAGGUGCCGUCUCUUCUUAAGCCCUGUAAACACCUGCUCCUGUUGGGUUGUCCCCUAUCUACAUGUAGUGCCCAUCAGGUGUGGCCUGAGCUUCCCCCAGAGCUGUCUACUGCACUUUGAGAACAUCACCCUCAACGUGGUGUCUGCACCUCGCCCAGGCAUUCGCGCACAGCCCAAGUCUUACCACCUUCAAGACUGACUCAGCUCAUGACUUUUCUUGCCCUCUUGCUCUGUCACUUAUUUGAAAAUGUAUUGAGAUUUAUGAAGAAUUAUUAUAGGUAACUGGGAAGAGCGGAGAGUGAGGCACCAUCCAUCUCAUGCGAGUGUCCUAUGAAGCCAGGCAGGCCCUAGGAUAGUACAUGGAGUGAAUGACAGGUCUCAUAGGAGCCCUAGGUAAGGAGAUGACUGAUGCACCAUGCAUACAUCUAGGAGGUCUUCUCAGAAUAGGUGACAUUUCAGCUGAGGGGAGUGGACAUAGCUGGAGAGAAGGAAUGACCAGGGAGAGUCUCAACACAGGUUAUUCUGGUCAAAAAUAGUGCAUGGGUGGUUGUCUUUGCCUCUGAAUUUCUUUCAUCUAAGCAUUAACCACAACCAGUGCUGAGGUUACAUAAAAUAGUUUUUGUCUUAGUGUAUUUUAGGAAAUUCUAGCAUCCCUAGAAGCUUUGGAUGGGCAGAUAAUUGAAAAAGAAUACACAAUAUCCACUUUCUGAGAAAUCCAUCAUGGCAAGAGGUUCCAGACAGCAAAGCAGCAGUGUUAGCAGAUUGUUUCAAAUGAUACACCUACUCUUGAGUGUAUGCAGUAGAAAGUCUCCCUGUGUAGCCACAGCACGGCCAAGAAAAGUAACCCCCAUCACUCCAACACCCGCCUCAGUGACUGCUGUGUAUGUGCCAGUUGGUGUUGCUUGUCCUGCAGCUGCCUAGACGUGGUCUUCUAAGGUGGUGCUUUUGUGUCUGGUCAUCAGCUUAUGUUUAGACUCCACCAAGUUACUUUGUUUAGUAGUUCUGGUGAGUGAUAGCCAUGGUGUGGAUAAACUUAUUCACUCUUCCACUUCUUUGUAGAAAUUUGGCUUCCAGUUUGGGGUCUUAAUAAAACAGCAUUUGUGAAAGUA